Ostrinia nubilalis (European corn borer) is the source of this 1460-nucleotide messenger RNA. RefSeq names its product glycine receptor subunit alpha-2-like. Gene Ontology annotation, cellular component: synapse; plasma membrane; neuron projection. The record is from RefSeq and is a predicted model, not a curated record. Gene Ontology annotation, biological process: signal transduction; chloride transmembrane transport; regulation of membrane potential. Gene Ontology annotation, molecular function: transmembrane signaling receptor activity; excitatory extracellular ligand-gated monoatomic ion channel activity; chloride channel activity. The transcript is spliced from 10 exons. Bases 323 to 1456 code for a protein of 377 amino acids. NCBI's taxonomy places the organism in Eukaryota, Metazoa, Arthropoda, Insecta, Lepidoptera, Crambidae.
AAGUUGGCGCGCUUUUGUGGGGCGCGAAUUUAUUUUUAAUUUUUUACAUUUUAAAAACUUUACAAAAAAGUCUCUAUUUAGACAAAGUAAAGUUUCGACAAAAUUAUAAUAAAAUGUAAUGCACAUUAUUUUAAUUUUCAUUCAAAGCUAUCAAAAUGGCAAUGGAUGCUUGCUAUAUUUUUUUCGUAAAUUUUAAAUAAGUAAAUUAAGGGAUUAUUCACACACUUACUUAAGGCAUGAUUUAUACACUUCAUACACAUAAAAGUUAAUCAGCGUCUAUGAUGAGUGUUACCUGUUAAUUAUGUAAAAUAUCAAAAUCAAAAUGGCGGCUCAAAAACUAUUGUGGCUGACUACGGUGCUCCUGCGGCUGUGGCUGGGUGCAACGGACCUGUGUUAUGCACAAUCCACCCUGCUGACCUUCCAAGACCUGCUGCCUGACAACCCGCGGCACUACGACAAGAUGCGCCCGCCCAAGAUCAACGACCAGCCCACCAUCGUCAACUUCCACGUCACCGUCAUGGGCCUGGACUCUAUCGAUGAGAACUCCAUGACCUAUGCUGCGGACAUAUUCUUCGCGCAGACAUGGAAGGACUUCCGGUUGCGGCUGCCUGAAAACAUGACGUCAGAAUACAGGCUGAUCGACCUGGACUGGCUGAAGCACAUGUGGCGGCCGGACUCCUUCUUCAAGAAUGCCAAGUCCGUUACCUUCCAGACCAUGACCAUCCCCAACCAUUACGUGUGGCUGUACAAGGACAAGACAAUCCUGUACAUGGUGAAACUGACGCUGAAGCUGUCGUGCGCCAUGAACUUCCUCAUCUACCCGCACGACACGCAGGAGUGCAAGCUGCAGAUGGAAAGCUUGUCCCACACGACCGACGACCUGAUCUUCCAGUGGGACCCUGACGUGCCUCUGGUGGUGGACGAGAACAUUGAGCUGCCUCAGCUGGAGCUGGUCCAGAACAGGACUGCUGACUGCACGCAGGUGUACUCCACUGGAAACUUCACCUGUCUUGAGGUGAUCUUCAAGCUGAAGCGGCGGCUGGGGUACCACCUCUUCAACACCUACAUCCCGACCUGCCUCAUCGUCAUCAUGUCUUGGGUGUCGUUCUGGAUCAAGCCUGACGCAGCACCAGCGCGAGUGACGCUGGGCGUGACGUCACUGCUGACGCUGAGCACGCAGCACGCCAAGUCGCAGGCGCAGCUGCCGCCAGUAUCCUACCUUAAAGCGGUGGACGCGUUCAUGUCUGUCUGUACAGUAUUCGUGUUUAUGGCGCUUAUGGAGUAUUGUCUAGUCAACAUCGUCCUCGGUGAUGGUGGCAAACCGAAGGACGCAGCAGAAGCGGAGAAGGCGAAGCAGCGCGCCAUCAACAUCGACCGCUUCUCGCGCGUGUUCUUCCCGCUCCUGUUCUCGGUGCUCAACGCCACCUACUGGAUCCAGUUCGCGCAGUACAUCUGACUGG